CCUAAUGGUUUGGGUGUAUGGCAGCAAGGACGGGCUUCGCGAGGAGGGCUUUCUUCAAUGCGGCGCAGCGCCGGCCCGCCGCCGGCCCGCGGCCGCCUCCGCCAUUGGGAUUCGCCGCUCCCAGGCGGGGCAGCCUCGCCAAUCGAAUGAAUUCGCCAGUGCUGCGGCGAGAGGUUUCCACAAUGCUCCCGUUCCAUUCCGCCACCGCGAAAGCGUGGCUGGUGUCGAGGAUAUCUGAUAUUCCAGUCGACGCGGGAGUGUUUAGAACGGUCCUCAAGAUGUUCCAGGUGGAAGAAUGUAGUGCUUAAAUCGGCUACAACACACAAAAAAAAGAAGGAAAAAUCGCGAAGAAAAACGAGAAAAAAGAAUCAGGAACGAAGAACAUUGCUGCUAAUUAAAUUGAUGGAAUUGCUUAUUGCCGCUUGGCUUGACGGCAUAUUCGGUGACGGGGGGGAAUGUUCUGUCAGGUCUCCCCCAAACCCUAAACCCUGCAUGAGAGGGAGGAUAUGGCUGCAAGAAGUGCUGGACGAUUCGCGAGGGCGGCGUUCGCCAAUGCCGCCUCCGCUGCGCGCUCCGCCCGGCCUCAGGCGCCGCCGCUCUUUCGCGCCCGCGCGCCUCAGCGCAAUCCCUUGGGCGGCGUUCGUUCUUCGGGACUCUUGCGACGGGAGAUUGUGAGCAUGCUACCGAUGCACACCGCGACCGCCAAGGCGUGGCUCGUGUCGCGGAUCUCCGAGGUCCCCGGUGAUGCAGAGUCUCUUUGCGUUUCUUCCCUGGAUGGCUUACUAAAUGUUUCGCUAGGUGCUUAUCUAAAAUGGCUAUGGUUACGUCUUAAGAGCCGGAGAUUCGUUUCCCGCGAGACACACCAAGAACACACUCAAGUUUUUGAAGUUUCUAUUGAUCCGCCGCGAGAUCUCUCUCCGUCCAAAUUGUUCUUCCAAAAGGUAGAGCUCCCAGAUCUCUCCCGGUUUGAAGUUCUUCGUUGACGCACUGUGGAGGCAAAGAGACAAGAAAAGCUUGUUUUUUAGAGACCGACUUUCUAUUGUUUUUUUUUCUCGCAUUGCUUCUUUCCAGCAAAGGCCAUCGAAUAAAUUUUAUUCUCUACUCAUUCCA
Molecule: messenger RNA, 1110 nt
Organism: Selaginella moellendorffii
Lineage: Eukaryota; Viridiplantae; Streptophyta; Lycopodiopsida; Selaginellales; Selaginellaceae
Product: protein NUCLEAR FUSION DEFECTIVE 6, chloroplastic/mitochondrial-like
Exons: 4
Coding region: 507-983 (158 amino acids)
Source: RefSeq, a predicted model, not a curated record